AUAUCUUGUUGAUGGUCAUUUCCUGCACAUCAAGAUAUGGCUUGGCUGCUGUUGCUCGGGCUGAUGCUGGCAUCUGCCCCGGCUGUGGUGGCAGACGAUGACCUAGCCGACUUUUCCAACAAUCUGGCGACGGAUAUCGGGCCGCUGCUUGCGCUCUUUGGUGAUGCGAUGACACGCCAAUACCUUAGCGAGAGCAUAACUUUCCUUGAUUAUUUCAUCUUUGCCCUCGGUCCUAUCGGCAUUCUUACGGCUAUAGUCUCCGCUGCCCGGCUCUGUGGACAUUCCACGCUGCGCGCCUUUAUAGGCCGCUCGCAGGAAGGCGAGACCACCGUCGAAGCAGAUCUAUGCACAUCGACUAGUCGCGAUGUAUGCGAGCUCUUCACUAAAGGCGGAAUUACCCGGGUCAUAGGCCGGGCAAAUAUUCUCGAACUCAUAUAUUUUCCCCCGAAGACGGCCUCGGCAAAUCCAUCCGGAACUCAUCAAUACAACGCUUCUUCGUCUGAUAAUUCGCGAUCGAAUAGUCUCUCGUCUAAGACCCAUGAACCAAGAUCAUCAUUGCUCAAUCAUCUAGAAGGAGCCAUUUCGUCUAAACCAUCUGUCGAAAGCUUUAAGCUACUUCCGUUCCAGCGAUUUGUCCAGGAAGAGGCAGACUCGGAAACACGGUCAUGGUGUCAAGUAGGUGGUCAUCCCAUGGACCGUCAUAGGCUAGCCCCGCGACCGAAUCUAUCUCUCAACGUGGGGAUCAAGAAGCAGCCCAAAUGGGCGUUCUAUUCAGUAGCAGCAGUCGGCAUGCUACUUCAAUUAUUCAUCAUUGCCUUUACUGCCAUAGGUACCUGGGUGUACGACUGGAACAUACGAUCACAAGGCUCGUCCGCAUCGCAAAACUACGCGCCCAGCAUGUUCAUCAUCGGAACCUGCCUUUUGGCAGCUGGCAUGUGCUCGUGCGCGGCUUUGAUCGGGCAAACGACCAAGAGGGUCCAUUUUCGUCGCAACGACUCUUCCAAGAGGACCGGCCGUCUCAUUUGGCUACAGCCCGGCCCGACUGUUGUGGGUGACCAGAGCUUCGACGCAUUUGCCUACCUUGAUCGCCAAGAAAGGCCACUUCAAUACUGGACAUCGUCCCGAAAAGAACCGAACCCGCGAUUCGAAAUUUUUACCUUUUUGGCUGUGGCCGUGACUUUGGUGGGAUACUUCAUGCAAUUCAUUGGACUACGUGGCAUGAAAGCGUGGGUUUCGCUUGCGCAGCUCGGUGUGACGGUCGUUAUGAGCCUGCUCCGCGGCCUUUUGCGCAUCCAGCGCCUCGGCAAGAACGACAAUUUGCUCGACCAUAUGCCCGACAUGGUGUCUGGCCACGAGCUGGACUGGUUAUCAUUCCAAGUUGCCGUGCAUGAAAGACUUUCGGACCCCGGCGCCACCAUUUCAGGCAGUCCAUUUUGGCUGUUGACAGGACAAUUUUAUCCGGCAGAUAUUGAGACAACCCCUGCGAGCAUGGAUGAUGCCCAUCACCAGAAAAGCUCGAGGUAUUCAAAGUCAAACUACCCGCUCGAGCUUUAUAGUCGAAUUCCCAACCAUGAAUGUAUGAGUGGACAAGAGAAAGACUUGAUGGCCGAAGAAGCAGGUUCAUGUCGAGCAGACUGGGCGCACCUGUUGCAAGUUCGAGCCUGCCUUGCACGGAUAACAGGGCUCAAUGAACGUCUUUCUUCCGGUACCCAAGAGUGGCGCGAAACAUCUGUUGCGAUCCGCAAAAGAGCAAAAUCUUUAUGCACCGCUCUAUGCGCCGUGUUGGAAACGCUAUUUCGAGGCCAGCGGCACAGUCAAACUUUGCGGCUAUAUAUGGACUUUGUUGCGGCCCCUCGAAGUCUCAGAGAGUGCAACCAAACUCAUCAGAACGGAACAGUGUUCGUGACUGUCGAGAGGUUGCAUGGGCAUUGGGGUGUCGACUCGAGUCAAAUCGAAGCCAUCUUGGGCACAUGCGUUUGGUCAUUGGCGACUGAUGAGCGCAUGCUUUAUCGCGAUGAUUCAGGCAAGACAAGAAGCCGCUUCGACGGACAAUGGAAUGGGCGAAUAAUAUCUGGCAGUCUCUCUGACCGGGAUACGGAUGAUGGACUUGACAAAAUAGGUGAGAUGCAGCUUUGGGCUGGUGCCGAUAUGAUUCCAGUCGUCCAGACGAGCCUGGCACAUUGCCCAGAUGCUACACACAGCCUCAUGGACCUUUGGAUGCCGCUUCUGAAAUCGGAUAUUCUUUCAAUGAAACUGGCAUGCAAUCACGGCGACGAUGAUAGCGAAGUUCGUGCCCGUACGGACAGCCUUGGGCACAUGAGAUUCUCGGGCUGGGUUGCCGUUGAGAAAGCGCUUCGCUUAGAGCGAGGAGUCAACACUUCCCAUAGUCGCUGUGGGAAGCAGAGCAAGGCUCGAGUGCAGUACGCACGCUCAGACCUUCCGCUUGCUGAUUUAUGCACGCAAGAGCUCUUCGCUGCGCUGGUUCGAUCAAUCACGGAACUCGUCACGUUUGCAGAUACUGGAGUUGUCGAGAGGGCAGGUGUGGCAAGCCUAGACAAUCCGACAAUCAACGCCAUCAUAGACCCGUUCGUCCAACAUGGUCUUGGUAGUCGCUCUGACGCCUUGUUUUCCGUCCUGCCAGGAUAUUGGGACAAAGUAAGACCGAAGGCAAGCGUGUUGCUUAGCGGUCUUGUCACGACCGCGAGGUCAUAUCGCCGACAAAAACACUGGGACAAGGCAGCGGUUUUAUUACGUUGGGGGUGUCAACGCUUCUCUCACAACACAGGAUUGGAAAGCGAGCCGACAGAAUCGUCCUACAUCAAGGUGUUGCUCGAGACCGCAGAGUUGUAUCGAUGGUCACUCGCGAUCCAGGGAGACAAGGAGCGACAAGACUUUGGUGCUGCGGGAAUCCGAUCGCUACAUCAAACAUACUCCCCUAGCCCAGAUCAGCCCAGUUGGAAACUGACUUUUGAGGCCCUUCAUCCGUAUCUGGAGGUCGUGGACCGGAUGUCAGGGCGAGCCGCGGGAGCCAGCGAUGGCAACCUCGUGGACGCAAUCCGGGAACGAGACAGAACCACGGCUCUCUUACGAUUAACAUUUACACAAGCUGAUGGUUUUGAAGAUGCUGAGACAGAGGCGGCACUCCCACUCGCAGCACGCAACAAGUGGCCUGAGGUCAUGGACACGAUUCUGGAGUGCAGCCCGAUCAUCGACGGCCGAGACGACAGCGGUCGAACAGCUGCCUCACAUUGCGCAGAGCUCGGCUGGAUCGAAUACCUAGAGAAGCUCGUGGAGGUGAAAGCCUUCGUCGACCAGGCUGACAACGAGCUACGGUCGCCUCUUCAUUGGGCGGCCUUUGCAGGCCAGCAGGAGGUUGUCCAGUAUCUCCUUCGCUCUGGUCACGUCGACCUAAUGCGCGAAGAUGUGCUCGGCCAGACGCCACUGUCGCAUGCAGCUAAAGCUGGACACGUGUCCGUGAUGGCCCUCCUGCUGCGCAGAGGUGCAAAUACUGAGUCGAGGGACAAGGACGGCCGGACGGCGCUGUCCCUGGCUGCAAGCGGCGGGCACCGUGACGCGGUGGCCUUUCUGGUGGACAGAAAGGCUGAAAUCUCCUCCCAAGACGAUGCUGGCCGCCAACCGAUACACUGGGCUUGCCAGAACGGCAAUGUCGAUACGAUAGUCUUCCUCAUCGACCAUGGAGCCGACAAGGAAGCCAAGGACAAGUCCAAGUUAGCACCACUUGCCUGGGCCGCGAGCUCCGGACAGGUAGCGGCGUUGGAGUACUUGCUUGGUCUGGGCAUCGAUAUUGACUUGAAAUACGACUUCGAUCGGACCGCGAUAUCGCUUGCCGCCGGCAACGGACACUUCGACGCCGUAGAGUAUCUACUCUCGAAGGGGGCCAACAUCAAGACCGGGGACAGCCAAGGCGGCGUGCCGCUGUCGUGGGCGGCCAGGACCGGCCACGCCCGCGUCGUCGAGCUUUUGAUCAAGCACGGGAGCGCGAUCAAUUCCACUGAAUGGGGAGGAAUGGGCAGCCCCCUAUCGCAGGCCACCGCCGCAGGCCACGAGGCCGUGGUGGACGCUCUCCUCGGCGGCGGCGUCAAAGUAGAUGAGAUCUUGCGCGAGAGCGACACAGCGCUGACUGUGGCCGCGCGGACCGGACAGCUGGCUAUCGUACGGAAGCUCGUCGAACGAGGCCACGCGAAUAUCAACCACAAGAACGAGCAGGGAUGGACGCCGCUAGUGGAGGCCAUCAGCAGCGGGCAUGGGGUCGUAGUCGACUGGCUCAUAGAGCGCGGCGCCAAGCGCAACACCCUUGAUUGGCUGGGCCGCCUGCCGAUGUUCUUUGCCGCGGCGACUGGGCGUACGGCCAUCUUGCGGCGGCUGCUUGAACUAGGUUUUAGUGUCGAAUGGAUCACGCAUAAGCACGAGACAGCCCUGUCCGUCGCAACUGAGAGGGGCCACACAGAGGCGGUAGAGCUACUUACCUCGUGGGCAAAUAGGCCACAGCCCGAUCCAUCUGAAUAG
Molecule: messenger RNA, 4527 nt
Organism: Purpureocillium takamizusanense
Lineage: Eukaryota; Fungi; Ascomycota; Sordariomycetes; Hypocreales; Ophiocordycipitaceae
Exons: 1
Coding region: 37-4527 (1496 amino acids)
Biological process (GO): protein localization to ciliary inversin compartment
Cellular component (GO): ciliary inversin compartment
Molecular function (GO): protein binding
Source: RefSeq, a predicted model, not a curated record